UGUCACUGUCAAAUGUCAAUACCACAGACAAAAUACGCAAAACAAACGUGCUGUGAAAAAGCCUAAAAAGUACCGAAAGGCAAUUUAUUUUGCGAAAAAAAGCAUUAUAAAUGAAAAAUGGCGGUGCGGCCACAGCACAUGCACGAUGGUGGAAUUGUGGAGCGUCGGUUGCGACCAAUUUACGACUGGUUGGACAUUGGCAAUAACAAGAAGGCGCUGCAGGAAGCCGAGAAAGUGCUUAAAAAAAGUCCUUCUUUGCAAGCGGCGAGAGCUUUGAAAGCCCUAGCACUUUUUAGGUUAGGAAAAGGACUUGAAGCGCAGGUAGUUCUUGAUGCACUGGCUGAUGAGAAACCGAGCGAUGAUACCACGCUGCAGGCGAUGACGAUAUCCUAUAGAGAAUCUCAACAACUACACAAAGUCUGCAUGUUAUAUGAGAAUGCGGUAAAGUCAGAACCAACCAAUGAAGAGCUGCACUCCCAUUUGUUCAUGUCCUACGUGAGGGUCGGAGACUAUCGGUCACAACAGCGGGCUGCCAUGGCUCUGUACAAGUUUGCUCCCAAGAACCCUUACUACUUUUGGGCUGUUAUGAGCAUUGUUUUACAGGCCAAAACAUCAGAAGACAACACAAAAAGAGGCAUCCUACUAGCUCUAGCUCAAAGAAUGGUGGACAACUUCAUAAGCGAAAACAAAAUGGAGGCCGAACAAGAAGCCCGUCUUUACAUUAUGAUCCUAGAACUUCAGGAAAAAUGGGAAGAUAUUUUGAAAUUCAUUGAGAGCCCGUUAUACUCCCAGCUGGUACCAGGAUCCACUGCUCAAGCCUCCAUCCCUUAUCUAAAGAAGCUCGGUCAAUGGAAACGGCUCAACGUAGUUUGCAAAGAACUCCUAUGGGACAAUCAAGACCGCUGGGACUACUAUGUACCGUACUUUGACUCAGUAUUCUAUCUGAUGAAGGAGAAUGAAGAAGAUACGGAUAGUUCUAUUGAUAAUACUGCGGAGAAGUGCCAUGAGUUCAUUUGUCAAUUGGUUGAAAGUAUGUCCUCGGGACGGACACUUAGAGGACCGUACUUGGCUCGGUUGGAGCUGUGGAAGAGAUUGGCUGUUGAUGGAGACCCUACGUCCCUGAUUGGUAGUGGUUUGGCUUUAUGUGUGCAAUAUUUAAGAGUAUUUGCUAACAAACCUUGUGCGGUGCCAGAUUUGAGACCGUACCUUGGAAUGAUACCGCAGAAGGAGAGAGAAGAGAAUUGUAGAGAGUUCCUGACUUGUCUUGGCUUUGAUGAGAACAGUGAGCCGGAGUCGGGUUCCCUCAUCGAGACCACAUUCGCACAGCGAGUUGUCACGUACACGGAUCUUGGCAAGGAAUACCGGACUAGUACAGUGGCCGAGUCUGAGUCUGCACAAGGACGAAAUAGUUUGUCUGGGAAGCUUCUUAUACUUGGAAAACCAAGGUUUCCGCCGGAUGUCGGGCUGGAUACUUGCAAAGUAAGCUCCUUUACGCUUGGAGGAGUCCACCCACACUGCAGCCCACGAGUCGAAAAGCUUGAGUUUGGUAUCCGCGCGUAUGUCAUACCCAUACACAAUGUAGUGGUGACGUUCAACAUUAUUCACGGCCGCAAACUUUGCCAAUCUGCGGAUGACAUACAACGUCACAUAUCCUGUCUCGCCGCCUGGCGCCUAGUAGCGGCGCCACUGUCGUCUACUGGCGCCCUAGAGUUAGCUGCCACGCUCCGUGGACAUUAUAUGCGAUGUCUACAGAAAGGACUUGUCACAUCAAAUAUCACGGAGUUCUGUGCUGCCGACCAUUACGGCAUUUUGGCUGCUCAUCAUUAUUUUUAUGCUGGAGUAGAGCAGCAGAGCUCAGCCCCUAUCGUGGAGGCGCUGUGCCUGCUGGAGCUGGUGCUGCAUCACUCGCCCGCCAACUUCCACGCCAAGCUGCUACUUGUCAAGCUGUACCAUCUGUUAGGUAACGCGUUGGCAGCAGACAGUAUCUACCAGCGCCUGGAAGUGAAGCACAUCCAGCUGGUGUCGCUGGGCUGGCUGCACUGCGCGCGCCUCGCCCCCGCCUGCCUCGCCAGCAGGGCGCUGCAGCUACUGGCCGACACCAGGGCCUUCCUCAAACAUCAUGGGAAGGAUAGCGUGGAGCACCUAACGUACGCGUACAAGUACGGUACGUUCGAGAAGCUGGUGGAGCUGUCUGCGUGGGCGGCGCGCCUGGAGGCGUGCGGCUGGGGGGCGGCGGCCGCGCGGGACCAGGCGCUGCUCGCGCAGCUCGCCGGCCCGCCCGCGCUACUGCACCAGCCCUCCCGUCUGCCCGCACUGCCUACCGACAACCGCGACCUCAACGUUAUAGUGAACUACGAGCCGCCGCAGUUCCAAGAUGACAACUUGAAGGCGCGUACCUUUGACCAGGAGGUAUCCUAUCUCCGGCUCAAGGACGCCCUAGUGUCGGCCAUCGCGCUAUGUAUCGAGCUGGCGGACAGUCGACCCGUGGAGGAGAAGAAGGGGCAUUAUGAACAACUGAAUACUUGUGUAGAAGCUUUCAGUGGGGCGAUGGAGAAAUGUCGGCAGUUAUACGCUGAGAAAGAAAGGAUUAGCAUAUCUGCGCCGUUCCCUUCUAGGAUUAUUGCAUUUGUAAACUCACCGGUACCUUACCGGGAGUUGUACGCGACGAUACUGCGACUAGUCGGCGAGUUGGCGAUCAGUCGCACGACUGCAGCGCACGACGCGUGUGAGACUGUCGCACGACUGUUGCCCAAGGCUCAGCUACAGCUGCAGGACGAGAUCGCCGUCAAAGGAGACCCCGUCUGGAGGAUGAGAGACCGACUUGAAAGCCUAUCUAAUUAUUUAGAGUUCAUAGGUAUCAUCACAUUCUUGCUGGGCGUCUGCAACGAGCUGUUCUCCCCCGCUAGCGCCAAGAAAUCCAAGAAGAAAACCAACCACUCUCCCGACGAAAUCAAAACAUCAGAACUGUUGAACAAACUCAACAACAGCGCGCAAACUUCAAUUGCCUUCCUCGAAAAUAUACUAGACGAGUGGCCCAAGUAUGAAGUUAGCAUCGAUGAAAUACUCGCCAAAUUAAGCCUAGACGAUAAAUACCAAAGCCCAGUAGAAAAUAAACUGAAAACAGGCCGAGACGACAUGCUGAACGACGUUAGGAACAUUCUCAAAAGGAAAUCGAAAUACUUGAAGAGUCUGCUACAAUGAUGCCUUUGGACUAAGUGCUUGUACGAAGUAAUUAAGUAUUGUUUUUAUAAUAAAUAUACAUAUCUUGUAAAUACUUUUGUCUUUGCUGUACGCGUUGUUGAUGCCGGCGGAGUUGAGU
Messenger RNA from Spodoptera littoralis (African cotton leafworm), 3319 nucleotides. Lineage: Eukaryota; Metazoa; Arthropoda; Insecta; Lepidoptera; Noctuidae. The record is from the annotation of a GenBank genome assembly.